AUUAUUGAGGCUUGGUUAAGAGAGGAUUCCAGGCCUGCGAAGACAGUCACUUUUCCUGCUGGUCCGAGUUAUUCGCGCUACAGCGGAUGCUGCGUAUUUGUCAGCAUCGAGGAUCACAGAGAUCUCUUUCAACAAGGUUGUCUCCUACGUCAUGAACAACGACACCACACCUCCCAUCACCCUCACAAGACAACGGCUUCGCUCAAUGGAGCAGCACUCGCCCGAUUUUAAUAUGGAAGACUACACCAGCUCAACGGCCUUAUACACUCCCCCGAAUGCUCCAUAGUCUGCACAAUGGCAGCUACCAUCUUCCCCCGAUUCUCCGAAUUGCCUGCUGAGCUGCGAGAUACAAUUUGGGAGCUUGCGCUCCCUGGUCCGGCUAGACGUCGCCCAAAGCUCCUCAGGAAGGGACAGCAGAAUCCUCGAUGCCUACAUUCUUCACAGAAAAAGGACCCCGUGAUGCUUCAGGUCAAUCGAGAAUCUCGAGUUAUCGCCAAGCAAUUCUACGAGAGGCGCGAACACUACAAUUGUCGAUAUGGGAAAUAUUUCAAUUUCGAGCUCGACGACUUCUAUUUCGCCGGAACUUUGUUGUUCCCCGACUGGCGCAGACCUGCAGGCGCACGCCGCGAAGAGGAGUUCAACAUACCAUUUGCAGACCGCCGGAGGAUCAAAAAUAUCACACUUGCGUUCCCUUGGUCAUAUGCGUCCUCCUCUCCCUUCAACUUCGUCCGGAUAGCUGGGGAGGCAUUUCUUGGCUGUGUCUUGAACUUCGAUUCUUUGAAAGCGAUAACGAUUGAGAUUUGGCAGGACGAUGCUCUGGACAUCAUGGAUGUCAUGGCUCCUCGAAUGCAGGAACUGGACGUGUCAACGAACAGGAUGUUAAGAGUGCGUUUGACAAUGAUUAUGGACCACAUGCUGCGGGCUAGGGCAAGUAAUGAAGCAGUCUAUGAUGCCCCAACAUGGCGGAUACAAGUGGUGGCAGGAAACGAGAACUAGCCCAUCCAUCAUUGGUCCGACCGAUGUUGUCUCGGAUUUUGGUGCCAACCUCUAGUCUCGCGAGAUACCUAGAAAAUUAGUUUGGUUAUUGGACCGAACUCUCUUGCGCCGCGAUCUUAGGAUUGCGGAUGAAACUCGCCCUUAGCGCUUAGGGUUGGACGGUUCGACACUUGUCAGGAACCGAGUACACACUGAAUUUUUCAGAACCCAUCGAGCCCUUUCAUCCGCAAAUAUUCCUACUGCACGCACAAUGGCAACCAAAACCUUUCACCCGUUCCCUAAGCUUCCUCUUGAACUGCGGGAGAUGAUCUGGGAGCGCACCUUUCUUUCC
This is a messenger RNA of Hyaloscypha bicolor E, 1327 nucleotides long. RefSeq lists its product as uncharacterized. Lineage: Eukaryota; Fungi; Ascomycota; Leotiomycetes; Helotiales; Hyaloscyphaceae. The transcript has 2 exons. The coding region runs from base 295 to 996 and encodes 233 amino acids. The record is from RefSeq and is a predicted model, not a curated record.